GCCAGGUGAAAUCAAUAAACGGGGAAGCGGUUUCUUACGUAUUCUUCCUCAUUCAGUUUAUCGUAAAAUCAAUCUCUCGGAGUAAUUCAUUUAGGGUUUCAGUUUCAACAACACACAACACCGAUUUGGUAAUAGCAAUGGCGGCCUCUAAGGCAGCCGAUUCUUACAUUGGGAGUCUAAUUUGUUUGAUUACAAAGUCUGAUAUUCGUUAUGAAGGUUUUCUAUUCCAUCUUGAUGCUCAUGAAUCCACCAUCGGUCUUCGUAACGUGAAAUCUUAUGGGACAGAAGGACGAAAGAAGGAUGGACCUCAGAUAUCUCCCAGUGACAAAAUUUAUGAGUACAUUUUCUUCCGAGGUAGUGACAUAAAGGAUCUGCAGGUUAUAUCUUCACCACCCCCUCAAAGUACUUCAGUUGUUCCUGAUGAUCCUGCCAUAAUACAGACUCAUUUCCCUAACCCAACACCAUCAACCAUGGGCAUGGCAUCUCCGGGUGCUGCACAAGUAGCAGAUGUUAGUACCAGUGCACCAUCCAUGCUCCCUGUUGCACCUUUCCAAGUGAAUCUGCCCCCCAAUCCUUUGCCACCAAGUUCUAGCCUUUGGGGCUCGUCACUUCCUCCUCCACCUGUAAAUAUCAAUGGGACUGCUGUGCCUAAUUAUUGGCCAGGAUUAGUUGGGUCCUCAGGAGGAGUUUCUCAUUUUCAACAGCAACGUUUUCCUCCGCCACCACAGAGUUUGGUUGCAUCCCUUCCCAUUCAGCAGCAAGUGCAACACCAAAAUGUGAAUGCAUUAGCCGGAGGAUCUAGUUUGGCUGCACAACGUCACCCAUUGCUACUGCCUAUUAGUAAUGCUUCCCCAAAUUUAUUUCCUGCCGUGCCGUCUCCAUCUGGGCAAUCCAAUCCUGGGCAGCCUGCUAAACCGGUUUUUAAUUUGUCAUCUAUUCCAAUGCCAAAUAAUGCAUCCCGUGCUCUUCCAACUGUAGCAGUGGAUUCUUGCCCAAGAACAGUAUCUUCUCUGGAAGCAGAACUUAAUGCCAAUGCUAUUCUGGCUGCAGUAUCAGAAGAACCAAAUUCCGUCAUUGGCACUUCAGAUUCUUUCCCAACAACCUCGCAAACUGUGUCAUCUAUUGUAGACACAAAAGGUGCAUCUCUCAGCAAUCUGUCUAGACUAUCCCUCUUGACACCGGAGGUACAGUCAGGAAUGAAGGAUUCGUCAUCAUCUCGGUCAAUGCAAACUCCAAACUUUGAUGUACACACUGUUCAAGCAACAGUAUCAGAACCACUGCCAUCGGCGAGUACUGAAGAAACCCUGAAGUCAUUACCAAAAUCGACAACUAAAACAGCAUAUCGAGACACAUUAUCCGCUCAUCACAAUAGUAGAGUCCCCACACACAGAGGAAAUAUGCCAAAUGGAGGUGCUGUAUAUACACAUCAAAGUUACAGGAAACAUGCAUCAGGAAGAGGAAAUGGGUUUAUUGGAGCUGCUCCACAUGCUCGUCAGAGUAAUAUGGGCAUGGGCAGAGAGAACGUGCCAAAUGGAGUUCCUCAACGCAAUCAUCACAAUGUAGGGAGUCAAUUUCGGGGACGUGGAGCUAAGAAUCCCCAUGUGGUUAAAAGAUUCUCCGAGGAUUUCGAUUUUGAGGCAAUGAAUGAAAAAUUCAAUAAGAAAGAGGUGUGGGAAUUUCUAGGCAGAAGUAACAAAGCUGAAUCAGUUGAUGGAAUCGGGUAUGAGAAAGAGAUGGAUGACAGUGAUGCAGAGGAUGAAACUGGGGAUGGAAGUGCAAAACAUGAUUACAAGCCUGUUUAUUGUAAGGACGACUUCUUUGAUUCUCUUUCUUGUCAUACACUUGAUCGUGAAUCUGGAAAAGUGAAGUUCUCUGAACAAAGGAAAAUAGACGUUGAGACAUUUGGUGAGAUUCAGAAAAACCAACGGGGUCGUGGUCAGGGAGCUCGCAUGUCAGGGGCAUCUCAACGCUCAUAUCGUGGAAGAGGAUAUGACAAUGCACGUGGUGGCCGAGGCCAAGGAAGAACCGUUUGGGGUCGUGUCACUUAAAUAAGAGCUUCUAUGUGUACCUGUGAAUGGUGUUCAGGAAGUGGACAUCACCCGGCGUUAUCUAGUUGUAGUAAACUUCUAGUCAGGUUUAACUUGACAUUAUUGUUAGUAUAAUAAAUAAAUAACAGAAGGGUAGAGUGUGCUGCUGUACACCGAGGGUCAGAACUACUUAAAGAUGAGCUAUGGUAAGACUUGGGAGUCCGGCGAUUGUAGGAAUAUGUAAUCAGUCACAGGGUUACCUGAUACGCAACCACCUUUUGUGUACUAGGAGAAACAAGUUGCAAGACUAGCUGUUUUGAAUAAAAUCUUUCAUGAACUUUGUGAAUAACGAAGCAUUGACAUGAAAACUUUUUAC
Molecule: messenger RNA, 2403 nt
Organism: Lycium ferocissimum
Lineage: Eukaryota; Viridiplantae; Streptophyta; Magnoliopsida; Solanales; Solanaceae
Product: protein decapping 5-like
Exons: 11
Coding region: 138-2048 (636 amino acids)
Biological process (GO): cytoplasmic stress granule assembly; P-body assembly
Cellular component (GO): P-body
Molecular function (GO): mRNA binding
Source: RefSeq, a predicted model, not a curated record